This is a messenger RNA of Emiliania huxleyi CCMP1516, 1195 nucleotides long. RefSeq lists its product as hypothetical. The record is from RefSeq and is a predicted model, not a curated record. Lineage: Eukaryota; Haptophyta; Isochrysidales; Noelaerhabdaceae. The coding region runs from base 62 to 1015 and encodes 317 amino acids. The transcript has a single exon.
CUAUCGACCUUGCCCAGCCGCUCGGCCCGCUCCGGCUCAACGAGACGCACGAGCCUUCGCGAUGGCCGGCGCCAACGAGACGCACGAGCUCUCGGGGCCACUGCUCAAGGAAGGAGACCGCGGGAUCGCCUGGUACAAGCGUUACUUCGUGCUGAAUCGCCACACCAGCGGCGUCGGCGUCCUUCACUGCUACACGAACAAAUCGGCCUGGGAGGAGCCUGGCGUGAUGCCAGUUGCCUCACUUAACCUCGCGGGCGCAACCGUGUCUAGCACAAAGGGCGAUCGUCCUGGCAAGGUCGUGUUCCGCAUCAACCUUCCACCGCCAUCCAACUCGCAGAAGCGCCGGAAGCUCGUGCUUGGCUUGCCCGAGGAGGCGAGCGAGGCCCUGGAGAUGAACGCGCCUCCGCUGAGCGAGUGGGUGGAGGCGCUAGGCCGAUGCGGAUGCACAAGCGAGCGCGCCGAUGGCGCGAUGGUGCCGUCCUCUGGCCGCCUGCUCACGGCCGCGUCGUCCUUUGCCAUCAAGGAGACGCCUCGAGGUGGCCCCCCGCCCAAGGAGUACACACGCCUCGCAGAGAUUGGCGACGACGGUGACGACAACGAGACCGGCGGCGAGAAGGGCGGCGGAGGCGAGGAGGGUAGCGGAGCCGGCAGCGACAAGGUUCUCGACGAGGAGGCCCCUCUCAGCCGCAGCGGCCCGAUGCCGACCACAGACGCCGGGCCGGCGGCACGCGGCGCCGCCGAUCCGCCCGGCCCAUCGUGGCUCCGGCGGAUCGUGUACACGCUGGUUGCCCUGCUGACGCUGUGGGCCGCCGCCUUUGUCGUCCUCGACGCCGCGCCGGGCGAGGUCCCGGGCGAGGCCGCCUUCAUGGAGGGCACGCGCGCCGUGCCGGGCGCCGUCGGUGGCGCCGCCUCUGGCGGAGUCUCGUGGGUGGAGGCGGAGGCGCGGGAGCUCGACCGGAUGCAGCGAGGGUUCGACCAGGGCUGGGCGGACGGAGAGAAUGCCGGCCGGAUCUGAAGGGGCCGAGCGCCGCAGGGGCCCACACCUAUAUCCAAGAUUAUCCAACUAGAGGAGUCGAGAGCCGAUUUUCGUUGCGGUGUUUGUACCGUACGGUCUCGCGCGUGAAGUGUGUGUGUGUGUCGUCGUCCACCCGCCUGUACAUUACACCUGUUUCAGAUACAGUGCAAAAAGGACUCA